AUGUCACAAGCCCCGCCCCGUGCCUUCCUGUUCGACUACGCCGCGAGCGCGAAGCUGGCCGCGCUGUACGAACGCUACGGCAGCUUUCCCGUGGUGGCCGACCGCUGGGCGGGAUGGGAUGCGGCGGGCAUGGCGCCGUGCGCGGGCGAGAACAAGGACGGGCCGUCCGCGGAGGAUCUCGCGGAGGAGUACCAUCGAAUCACGUCCGGCGUGAUGCAACUUCGGAUGCGGCGAUUGCGUGCGGCGAUCCCUGCGAGAGCGCUCGACCACGGUGAGGGCCACCCUGCACCGCGAAAGCGCGCCCGGAACGCGUCUUCCGCUGGCGCAGGGGACGACGCCCCGCAACACCACCACCACCCACUGCUUUCCCUCCUUGCGGGGCAUCCGCUGCUCAGGGCGACUCAGCGCCCGGGCGAGGACGCCCCACCACCCCAUGCUGCCGUGAAAGACGGCACCGAUGGGCAUGAAAAUGAGGCCGGGGAGGUCGGAAAGGACCCUGUGGUGGCUGAGGAGCCGCGUGAUCAGUCGUGGGUGCAGCACCACCGACAUCUGUUUCAGCAGCUCACCACCCCUGGAGCUUGGUACGAUGCGGCUCGGGAGCGGCACCGCCGCCGCGCAUUGAUUCGACUUCUAGAGCAUGAAGCACGGAUUAACGUGCCGUAUAACCGCGCCGGGGCGAGCUAUCUGGAGCUGGUGCCGCGCGCUACGCAGGUUUUAUUUCGCCUGCUUGCGAUAUUACCCGAUGCGCUUCCCGUGGGGUCCACAUCCAGCGCAAACGGUGGCGUAUUGCAGCCUCAUCCUGGAACCUUCGCGACGGUGGACUCCUCACCAUCCCGGCAUCUCCCCAACGUGGGUGAUGGGAAUCCGUUGGCCAUGGUGCGUCGACUAAUAGAUAAACUCUCUAGAAGUGGGAAACCUAUUUUGUCGAUGGAAAGGCCCUGUAACGAAGCAGCUACGGAGGGGGCUGUGAAGGUCAAUAGUGCAAAAAUCGCAGAUGAUCUCAUCAGCCGGCUUCUAAAACCCCUCCCCAGUAUUGAUCCCAUGGCUUGGCGUUCUGCACAAGAGUCCUUAGCCAAGAUAAGCAACACAUCCUCGGCAUCGGCGGCCGCGAGUUUUUCCUCCACCGUGCUGGAAGUUCUGGAAGAGGCAUUCGAAGCCCUACCGAUACAGUGCACGCGGCUGCUGUUGUGCUCCCAAGCGGGCUGGUUAUUGCCCCCGUCCGCAUCCCUCCAGAAGUUUAUGAACCCCACGACCAGUGAUGACCAGGAGGAUGGUGGUGCCAAAAAUGGCAAUCCCAACACCCCUAAUAAUAUCAACACCAACGAUGAAGAAAAGCCUAUAACCGGCGCGAUGAGCCCUAAAAACCCGUCCGACGCGUCGCACGGGCCCGGCGAGGGCCGCGAGGUGACCUCGGCGGAGAUGAACUUCCUGCAGCGCGUUCACCGCUACGGGACGUGUAAUCAGGCCCAUAGCAACCUCAGCGAGACGGUCCUCCUGACGCUGCCCCCUGCCAUCCCGAGGCUCCAUCGGGAGGUGGAGCAGGAGCUCGAAAAGUACCUCUGGGAGGAUCCCGCCGCCUUGAUGGUAGACACGCCGCCCGUGCAACAGCUCACCGCGGAUAUUCGUGUGGUGUAUUCGCAAAACAUCAUCCUCCAACGACUGCUGACGAGGUUGGAGAAUCUCGAUGACACUCUUACGCGGCUGCACGGCGACGCGCAGGGAUCGCUUCGCGAAGUCCAUGGAACCUGGAGCGGCGCGGAGACGAAUAAAGGUGGGUGA
Molecule: messenger RNA, 1779 nt
Organism: Phytomonas sp. EM1
Lineage: Eukaryota; Euglenozoa; Kinetoplastea; Trypanosomatida; Trypanosomatidae
Source: the annotation of a GenBank genome assembly